CGCAAACACCGAGUUGGGGGGAAAUUCCUUCAAUUGUGAGAAAGGGGAGAAACCGGGCCGCCCGCCUGCCUGCCCCCCGCCGCCCCGGAGCCGCGCCGCUGUGUCGGGGAGUUCCCCAGGACUCGGUGCUGACUGGCCUGCGGGGAAUUUCAAGAGUAACCUGUGUGUUUUUAUUUCUGAUAUCCAAUGUCUUCAGCUUUUAUAAAUAAAGCAAAGAACUGUGGAUGCUAGCGAUCUGAAACAGAAAUUGCUGGUGAAACUCGGCAGGUCUGGCAGCAUCAGUGGGGAGAAAGCAGUUAACAUUUCAAGCCCAGUAACUCUUCAUCAGAACCUUCUGAACAUUAUCGUCAUCUUUUAUUUGCUUUUCAUUUGUGGUCAGGGUUGUUUUGCAAGCUUGCAAAUGCUUGAAGUCUUUUUGCUACAAUCUUCAAAAUAGAAUGAAAAAUAUAUAGGGUUUGUGUGAUUGAAAGUGUGCCGUGGUAUGACGACUACUAACAAGGGAAACAAGGCCUUAAAGGUGAAGCGGGAGCCAGGUGAAAAUGGAGCCAGUCUCACAGAUCAGGAGCUCGUUUCUAUGUCUGUUCGAGAAUUGAACCAACAUCUGCGGGGCCUAACUAAAGAAGACAUCAUCCGGCUGAAGCAGCGCCGCAGAACGCUCAAGAACCGUGGCUACGCUGCCAGCUGCCGUGUCAAGAGGGUAACUCAGAAGGAGGAAUUGGAGAAGCAGAAAGCAGAACUUCAGCAAGAGGUAGAGAAGCUGGCAUCUGAGAAUGCCAGCAUGAAAUUAGAGCUGGAUGCCCUGCGAUCCAAGUAUGAGGCCUUGCAGAGCUUCGCCAGGACCGUAGCCAGAGGACCCGUCAUGCCGGUUAGAGGUCCUAUCACUUCUGCCAUUGGGCCCAUUAUGCCAGGCAAAGUGGCUACCACCAGUGUCAUCACAAUAGUCAAAUCCAAAACCGAUGCAAGAUCUUAGUACAUACUACUGUAGACACAGGCUAGAGACAAACUAGUUCUUCGUAACACUGGUCAAUUCAUGGAGUUAACCACAAAUGUUUGAAUAAAUAACUUAGCUGCCAUCCUUCACCACCUCUACCACUAAAGAAAUACAGGCAAGUUUCUCCACAUGAUCACCAGACUGCAGUAGAUUGGCGAAUUAGCAAAGCACUAGUUACAAGGUCAACCUCAUUCUUUUGUAGAGUCCAAACUCUCAUUUGGUCAUGUUAUGUUCAGGUUUUUAAUUUAGUCCAUCUCUAGCACACUUCCUGUAGACCUCUUGCAGUUUUAACUGAACUGAGUAAUAUCCAAAAUGAAAAGGAAAUCAUUCUUUUAUUUCAACGUCAAAAUUCUUACUGAGUUCCCUAGUGCAGCCACAGUGAAUAAAAUGGAGGCCUUCAUUAACUUGGAAGAUCUUGCCGCUUGACAAUAUUUCACACAGACCAAACCAUGGUAGCUCCACAGCCACCUUAAAGGACAAGCUUGUUGAUUUUUUUUUUCUUUGCUGAAAUUUGAGCAAACUUUGCAAAAAUAAAAAUCUACCUUUUGGAUGAAGACAAUGUGACGUGUUUAAGCAAAUCCCAGUAUUGUAAAUUACUUUUAUCAAUUAGAUUAUAAAUGGACUCUGAGUGCAAUUCUUUUUAAUUGGAAGCUUUUAUUUUUGAUCUGAAAUCUUGUGGCUAACUUUGUGCAUUGACCAGUGAACAGCUUCUCAUAUUCAUGCACAUCUGAACACGGUGUACCGUAUCACCAUGGAGUAAGGUAGUUCAAAUGACCUGUUCAUAUGGUUAAGUAUUCCUUUCUAUUCAUAUACUACUGGGUAUUUCUUGGAAAAAUUUAUAGCACAAAUUAGAAAUGUUGAUUUUAAUUUGUACACUUAAAAAAAGGUUACUCAUUGGAAGACAAUGCACAACAUUUUAAAACGUGCAGAGAUGGGAGGAGGCAGAAUUAAUAGCACCCUUUGUAACACUAUAUAAGCUGUUACAGAAACCCUGCCAUCUGCUUGUCACUAUCCAAUGAAGGCAGCGGAAUGUCAGCCUGACUGUAUAAUAAGCUUUUGAUUAUUCAAAAUGUGCAGUCUUCAUAACAAAGCUCAAUUCUUUAUGGCUUUAGAUUCUUCAAGAUAAACAGCUUCUGAUGAUCCUAUCUCUGUGAAUCUUCUAUUUAUGGUUUCUUCAUUUAUGUCAUGUAUAAAUGUUGAA
Molecule: messenger RNA, 2192 nt
Organism: Hemiscyllium ocellatum (epaulette shark)
Lineage: Eukaryota; Metazoa; Chordata; Chondrichthyes; Orectolobiformes; Hemiscylliidae
Product: transcription factor MafG
Exons: 4
Coding region: 482-970 (162 amino acids)
Biological process (GO): regulation of epidermal cell differentiation; regulation of transcription by RNA polymerase II
Cellular component (GO): nucleus
Molecular function (GO): DNA-binding transcription factor activity, RNA polymerase II-specific; RNA polymerase II cis-regulatory region sequence-specific DNA binding
Source: RefSeq, a predicted model, not a curated record